Molecule: messenger RNA, 1003 nt
Organism: Emiliania huxleyi CCMP1516
Lineage: Eukaryota; Haptophyta; Isochrysidales; Noelaerhabdaceae
Exons: 1
Coding region: 351-767 (138 amino acids)
Source: RefSeq, a predicted model, not a curated record
GCCCAGCAGCUGUGCCGGCAGUGCGGCCAGCCGUGGCGCGCGGCGACGCUGGGGGGCGGCGAGCCGUGGCGGUACGACUCCGCAGCUGGCGGGUGGGUUGGCAACCCGGACCGGCCGCUAUGGCGCAGUGCGUGCGGCGCCAUAGCGCGGCGGGCGCUGCAGCGGCCCGAGGUGCCGGCGUCGGCGCACGAGGCGGCGGCUUACGCGUCGCUCGCGUCGGACGCGUCGCUGCUGCACGCAGUCCUGCCGGUCUGCGGCGGGUGGGAGGAUGAGGUCUGGGCGCGCCUCAAGCCGUCUGUCGGCAAACACAUCGCCGAGCAGCAGAGGCGCCUCUCCGAGAUGUCGCCGAGAUGUCGCCGAGAUGUCGCCGAGAUCUAGCCGAGAUCUCGCCGAGAUCUCGCCGAGAUCCAGCCGAGAUACAGUCGAGAUCUCGCCGAGAUCCCGCCCAUGGCCCACCGCAGGCGCCUCUCCGACGGCCAGCCGCUUCGCCACGAGCACGCGCUGCCGCUGCAGGCGACCCGCCGCAGAAAGGACACAGCCACUCACACUGCCAGAAGAGCAACCAGCAGACUCCGAACAGCAGUGAUAGUGAUCGCGCUGGCCGCAGUAUAGCAAGACCGUGCUGUGACGACAGUAAGAAUGCGACUAACGCACGCACGCCCCGCCGCUGCAGCGCGUGCUCGAGCUGCUCGACGCGGCCGCCGAGGGCGGGGCGGCGGCGGAGGCGGCGGCGGCGCGGCGGCACUGCGAGGUGCAGUCGCGGCUGAUCGCGAUGCGCGGGCUCCUCCUCCCCCUCCCUUCCGGCGCAGAGGCGGCCGCGGCGGCGUUGGGCGCGGACCCGCUCGGCGCGGCACAGCAAGCGUUCACCGAGGCGCGCGCCGCUCUCGUCCCCUACCGCCACGGGACCGAACCCACACUGGGUUCGAGACUCUGGGGGGUAUGGUACUAGGCACUCCGCCUUGCCGCCGGCGUCGGCGCCACCACAUUGGCGGGCGGCGCGGGC